Anthostomella pinea is the source of this 1713-nucleotide messenger RNA. The record is from the annotation of a GenBank genome assembly. Lineage: Eukaryota; Fungi; Ascomycota; Sordariomycetes; Xylariales; Xylariaceae.
AUGGCUCGCACGAGACAAAGCAGGAUGCCAGUAGAAGGUUCCUGGCGAAUGGUAGAAGAAGGCGAGAACGACAGCUUUGACACCUCGGUUGUCCAUGACCCAUACGACGAUGAUUUUGUCCUAUCCAGUGGACAGUCUCAAUUAUCUGCAUCAUCUCAAGGCAUAGGGUCGCAGGACAGCAUCCGCGACUUUGCCAACAAAGCCGAUGAGGAUCAGGUCAUCUUACGCGCACCCUUUCAGCCGUCGCUUGUUUCCACCAGGAAUCCAUCUGCGGACAAGGAGCGAACGCCGGUGCCAGAGUUUUUCAUGCCCCCAGUGGACGUUGAUAGCCCUCGUCGCAGCAGCGGUCGUUCGUCCAGAACUAUCCGCCCUGCCACAAACGACAUGUCAUCGCAGGUGAGGAGAAGAGACUACCGUCAAAGGUCAUUCGACGAAAGUCCAAGACGACGCGACCCUGCCUUUGUGCGCAAGCAAAGCUCCGGCUUGGGAAGUUCAUCUCAUCCAACACCUUCUCAGAGAUUUGCUGCAUCAGCGCCGAGCGUCUUAUUCGAAUCUGCCGCCUGGACUCUGUCCAUCCUUGGAAUGGCACUUCGCUAUGCCAAAUAUCCACUUGCCGGCCUCAUGGCUGUCUACCUGAUCAUCGGUGUUUUCAUGCUUGGAAAGACCAUGGUAACCGAGUCCAUUUCGGCAUCCAUGUCCCCGAUAUGUCGCAUUCCUGGAGUCUCGUUUAUUGACCUCCCGUUUUGCCCGGACGUGGCAGGAUCCAAGAAUGGCUCUGAGCCUAUCGAGUUCGACGAUCUCGUCACCGCACAGGACCAGUUUGAGAAGGUGCUGGAGGAGGCCGCGAGUGGUGUAUCCUUGCCGAUGGAGCUGAAGCGUUCAGAGGCAUCUGUGCGUGAUCUGCGCACUGUCAUCAGAUUCAGCGACCUGCCCGGUCGCGAGGAGUUGGUCUAUGAGUUCGACGGAUACAUCGAUACCAUCCGCGUCAUCUCCGCCGACCUGCAGACUUUCAACACCCACGUCGGCAGUUCCGUGGACAGCGUCAUUAGCAUCAACCGAUGGACGUCCCGGUACCUCGACACAAUAGCCUCCAACCGCGAGGCCAACGACAACCUGCUCUCGCGCGGCAUCGAAUGGAUCUUCUCACCAUUUCAACCUGCCGUAUUUGAUGAGCGCGUCUUGCUGGAAAAAUACAUCGAGCACACGGCGCUAGUCUCGGAGAAGAUCGCCAAUCUCAUCGUUGAGGCACAGGCGGCCUUGCGGCUUCUCAACCAGGCAGAGAAUCACCUAGAUCUCAUCAAGGAGCACUGCGUCCGCAACGAGCAAGUCGUGGUCGAUCAGAAGAAUGACGUUUUCUGGAGUAUCUGGACGCUGUUGGGCGCUAACAACUCCCGGCUGCGCAAUCUCAAGACUCAGAUCUCACUUUUGCGCCAGGUUGAAGGGCAAAGGCUGUCGGCGGUCAAACGACUUAAUGUAUUGAUACACGACCUCACCACCAUCCAGUCGCAGCUGAGUGAUCUGCGUGAUCGCGUCGCGACGCCCGAGUUGCUGGCCGAUGGCUCGACUAUCCCACUCAGCGUACACAUCGAGACUAUCAACGCCGGCGUGGAAAGGCUCGAGGCUGCGCGAAGUCGGAUCAGAGCCGAGGAGAACGACAGACUGCAGCAGGCGCUCAAAAGAGCUCGGGAGGAAGAUAGGUUGAUCGAUGGCUGA